UAUAUAGUGGUGGCAGGCCUUACGGAGAAAGCGUUAUAGAAGAAGUGAACCAACUCCUUUUGUUCAUAACCCCCCCGGUCAAACAUGUGGACUCCCCUGCUGUAAUGGUAGUCUGCUAGCCAGCCUACAAGGAGCACAUGGCCACCGACCAGCCUGUAUAUCAAUUCCUUUAGAGAACCCAUUCAGUUUUGGCGGGAAUUUGGGAAAACGUACACCAAAAUUAAAAGGAAGUAUCCAAAUGUAUCCCAGUAUUCCAGAGGAGCAUGUAUCCAAAGCGAAGUCAUAUGCCUCGUUGCCAAGUCGCCGCAAACCAGCUGCAAAGUACUUAGGGAGUGUUCCAAAACUUUUAACCUCUGGGACAGGUAGUGUGAAAGAAAGAGGAAUAAAGUGGCAUUGGCCAAUACAAAACAAUUUAUACACCCCUCCUGUUACAUCUCAUCCUCUAUUCAACAGACAAAUGGAUAAUGGUACAUUAUCAGAAAGUCCUGAAAUCUCAUCCCUAGGAAGUGCAUCACCAACUCCAAGUGACUCAAACAGUAAAAUGUUAUUCUACUCUUCGGAAAAGACAAAACCACAGUCAGGUCUCACAGUUUCAGCUUUGCAACAUCAUACAAUACCUGAUAUCAUAGUAUCUUCAGAAGAUCAUAUGCAUAACCCUUAUAUGCAGUAUCACACAAGUGUUGAUGAUACGUCAUACCAACACUUCACAGCUGAUAAAUCUUGGGUACACCAUGUUAACCCGCAACCAAAAAGUGCUCAAAUUAAUCACCAAAGUCUGUACAAUAGACCAUAUUCAUAUCUAUACAAUGAGGGGAGUGCAAUUAGAAGGGUUCCUUUUCCAACUAUACAUGAAGUACCAAGCAAUUUGAACUCCCCGACCAAUUCCCUUUCCUCACAAUCUUCCAUCCAAUCAAAAUCAUCCAUUGGCUUCACUCCUUUUUGGUCAACAAAACCUGUUCAAAUAAGGACAACAGUGGACCUACAUUGGCCAGGACCACAAGAGCAAAACUCUGAUUCUGAAACUGAGAUUAUGUGUAAUUUUCCGCCACACCCUACCCCAAAUAAACAACAGGAACUAGGAUCAAUGAGAUCCCUUCCGCCGCUCUCAUCUACAAAUGUGAAUCAUUCAACUCAACAGGAAUUGAACGUGCAACCAGCUAACUCCACAGAAACUCAAACAAAAACACUUACUUCUAAUGAGACACCGGAUCAAAUGCCCAUAAUAGGGAAUAAUAUCCAUCCAUAUACAUCUGCUUUAAAAAGAACUCAACCAAUUUCACAAAAUAUAACACAAAGUCAAAUGAACACACCCACAUUGAACAAAACACAACCAGGGGUACCUACAUUGAAUCAUGCAAGUGUACAACCAAAUGUACCCACAUUGAAUCAAUAUAUACCCACACUGAAUCAAGUACAAUCAAAUCUAUCCUCAUUAAAACAUACUCAAUCAAAUGUACCCACAUUGAAACAGACUCAAGUAAACAUCCCCAAUAAAGAACAAACACAACUGAAUGGCCCCACAUUGAAACAACUUCCAACUAAGCUCAACACAAAGGAAGAAAUCGAUGUGGUCAACAAGUUAAUAGAAUCUAAGUUCAAAACCCUCCAACCAAGAUCUGAGAAUGAAAUUCAGAUGAACAAUAAUGAUAUUAUUCCAGUUAAAAUACCAUUCAAGAAACAAAAUGAGAUCCCCGAUGUUCCCUCUCAGGAUGACAUAUUCAAUGAUAAGGGUCAUUCCAACAAGUCAAGUAAUGAUAAUAAGGAAUCCCCCAAGGCAAUCUUUCAGGUUCAACUCGUUAAGAAACCUUUAUGGACAAGUGUAAAAGAUCACCAACUGCAUGUUAGAGGUGAGGGAGAUCACAUACAAGAUAAAGAUCAAACAGAUCACGCACAAGAGAAAGAUCAAAGAGAUCAAUUACAGCAGAGAGAUCAAAGGGAUCACACCCAAGAGAAAGUUCAAACGGAAAACAUCCAAGAAAAAGAUAAAAUUCAAGAUAGAAAAUAUCACAAACAAGAGAAUGAUAUCGAAGCAAAACUAAGUGAUGCAAAGUUUUUUCGAAGUUAUAAGAAAGCACUUCCAUAUGAUUUGAAAAGAGACCCAGAGACAAAUAAUAUGAAAAUUCCUCCAUAUGAUAUUGGAGUUGCUGCAAAUGAUGUAAAAGAUCAUGAUAUGAAAUCUCAUGAAGAUGAUAGGAAAGUAGCUAAGUGGCCACCGGAGUUAAAAGAUGUUGGGACUGAUCUCAAUAACACUACAGACAAAAAGAGUUUGGUACACAGUCUUUCUCUUAAAUUCCAAAAGUCGAUUGAAAAGCCCGAAAAAGCUGAACAAGAUACUGGAAUUGGUAAUCUGAGGAACACGUUUGAACGAUUAUCAUCCAAAUCAUCUGAUACAAGAAAUAAAACCCUACCAAAUCUCAAAAAGAUUGGACAAAAUAAGAAUUCCAUGGGUUCAGCCGAGGAAAAUGGAAGUGGAUUUAUAGAUAGUCCAAUUACAUUGAUAUUAUAGCAAGAAACCCAUAAAAUUUAUUUGGAGUUCUUUAAUAUCGAAAGCUUGUAAUUAAAGGACCUGGUACAAAUCGAGAAAAUACCAACUUUUUCAAACAUGCCUGUUCAGUAGCUCCCAAAAUGAGUAAACUGAUAAUGUUAGGUCACAUCACCAUUGUUUCAUUGUUUGAGAACAAAUAUAAAUGUUGCAUAACCUAUACAUAUUGUUUACACAUUCACGUCUCGUGAAUUCACAAAUAAAAGGUCUCCAACUCUUUAAAGACUUUUCCCCAGAACUUAUUGAUUGUAGUACUAGAUAUUAUCAAUCUUUUUAGAUUCUUUUGAAUCCUGCUCCGAUAAUUUAAUCAGGACUUAAGAUCAUUGUUAUAAUUAUCAUUAUUAUUCAAGAUUUUAAAUAUAUUUUUGUUCUAUCGAUUAUUAUUAUGCUGAAGUUAUAUAUAAAUAUUAUGAUACGGUCGACUCAUUAUUACAUUGUCUGUCUAUAAAAUACAAUUAUGUGUGCAGUAUAAAUUCUUCUUAGAACAGAACCCAGCCUCAGCAAAUAUCAACAUCAAGGUAGAACAGAGGUCAAUUUUAAGGAAGAUCUUGUUAUUAUGAUUAUGCAGUUUCAAGAUUUUAAAUAUAUUUUUUGUCAAUCGAUUAUUAUCAUUCAGAAGUUAUAAUAUGUACAAGUGUUAUUAUACUUUGGUUAUUAGAAAGUCUUUGAAAUACUGUACAUUUGAUUCAGUACAUAGUCUUAACAAAAUACCAGCAUUAUGUAAGAAGAGUUUGGUCAAUUUGAGAUAUUUCCUGUAAAAUUUCAUUUUAGUGAUUUGUAAUAUUUAGGAAUGGUUCAAACCCUUUUGAGAUUACAAAAAUGACACAAAAUUAUAUUUUCCAACAUAGUAUUCACUCUGUUUGUUGUGAUAAACUAGAAAAAAUAUUUUUUCUUGAUAAAUAUAU
Molecule: messenger RNA, 3447 nt
Organism: Owenia fusiformis
Lineage: Eukaryota; Metazoa; Annelida; Polychaeta; Sabellida; Oweniidae
Source: the annotation of a GenBank genome assembly